AUGGUCAAGCAAGGAUUGUGUCACCCACCACCUCCUUGGUUCCUGUACCCUGCCCUGUCACACCAUCUACCAACCACCCACCCACCUCCUUGGUUCCUGUACCCUGCCCUACCCUACUACACCACCUACCAACCACCCACCACCUCCUUGGUUCCUGUACCCUGCCCUACCACACCACCUACCAACCACCCACUACCUCCUUGGUUCCUGUACCCUGCCCUGCCCUGCCCUACCACACCACCUACCAACCACCCACCACCUCCUUGGUUCCUGUACCCUGCCCUGCCCUACCACACCACCUACCAAACCACCCACUACCUCCUUGGUUCCUGUACCCUGCCCUACCACACCACCUACCAACCACCCACCCACCACCUCCUUGGUUUCCGUACCCUGCCCUACCACACUACCUACCAACCACCCACCACCUCCUUGGUUCCUGUACCCUGCCCUACCACACCACCUACCAACCACCCACUACCUCCUUGGUUCCUGUACCCUGCCCUGCCCUACCACACCACCUACCAACCACCCACUACCUCCUUGGUUCCUGUACCCUGCCCUACGACACCACCUACCAACCACCCACCCACCACCUCCUUGGUUUCUGUACCCUGCCCUACCACACCACCUACCAACCACCCAUCACCUUCUUGGUUCCUGUACCCUGCCCUACUACACCACCUACCAACCACCCACCCACCACCUCCUUGGUUUCCUGUUACCCUGCCCUACCACACCACCUACCAAACCACCCACCACCUCCUUGGUUCCUGUACCCUGCCCUACUACACCACCUACCACACCACCCACCACCUCCUUGGUUCCUGUACCCUGCCCUACCACACCACCUACCAACCACCCACCACCUCCUUGGUUCCUGUUACCCUGCCCUACCACACCACCUACCAACCACCCACCACCCUCCUUGUUCCUGUACCCUGCCCUACCACACCACCUACCAACCACCCACCACCUCCUUGGUUCCUGUACCCUGGCCUACCACACCACCUACCAACCACCCACCACCUCCUUGGUUCCUGUACCCUGCCCUUACCACACCACCUACCAAACCACCCACCACCUCCUUGGAUCCUGUACCCUGCCCUGCCCUACCACACCACCUACCAACCACCCACUACCUCCUUGGUUCCUGUACCCUGCCCUACCACACCACCUAGCAACCACCCACCACCUCCUUGGUUCCUGUACCCUGCCCUGCCCUACCACACCACCUACCAACCACCUACUACCUCAUUGGUUCCUGUACCCUGCCCUACCACACCACCUACCAACCACCCACCCACCACCUCCUUGGUUCCUGUACCCUGCCCUACCACACCACCUACCAACCACCCACCACCUCCUUGGUUCCUGUACCCUGCCCUACGACACCACCUACCAACCACCCACCACCUCCUUGGUUCCUGUACCCUGCCCUACCACACCACCUACCAACCACCCACUACCUCCUUGGUUCCUGUACCCUGCCCUACCACACCACCUACCAACCACCCACCACCUCCUUGGUUCCUGUACCCUGCAAUUCCACACCACCUACCAACCACCCACCACCUCCUUGGUUCCUGUACCCUGCCCUACCACUCCACCUACCAACCACCCACCACCUCCUUGGUUCCUGUACCCUGCCCUGUCCUACCACACCACCUACCAACCACCCACUACCUCCUUGGUUCCUGUACCCUGCCCUACCACUCCACCUACCAACCAACCACCCACCACCUCCUUGGUUCCUGUACCCUGCCCUGCCCUACUACACCACCUACCAACCACCCACCACCUCCUUGGUUCCUGUCCCCUGCCCUGUCACACCACCUACCAAACAUCCACCCACAUCCUGCAACACAACCACCAGCGACCCACCACCCACGUCCAGGCCAGCCCUGUGGUAUGAUGUUCCCCUCCAUCCCAUACUAA
Oncorhynchus kisutch (coho salmon) is the source of this 1938-nucleotide messenger RNA. Its product is annotated as extensin-like. Lineage: Eukaryota; Metazoa; Chordata; Actinopteri; Salmoniformes; Salmonidae. The transcript has 2 exons. The coding region runs from base 1 to 1938 and encodes 645 amino acids. The record is from RefSeq and is a predicted model, not a curated record.